GCCUCAGCCUCAAAAACAGAAGUCAUUGUUCAAAGAACUUUUCCUUUGGUCAUUCAUUCAUCAUCAAGUGUUUCAGUCUUUCAGAUAAAAACAAGAAAAAACCAGGAGAGACCAUAAGACUUUAUCUUCCAGAGAGAGAGAGAGGAAAGAGAUAUGGGGAGGGCUCCUUGUUGCGAUAAGGCAAAUGUGAAGAAGGGACCUUGGUCUCCAGAGGAAGAUUUGAAGCUUAAAGACUACAUAGAGAGGAAUGGGACUGGAGGCAAUUGGAUUGCUCUUCCUCAAAAAGCUGGCUUGAAGAGAUGUGGGAAGAGCUGCAGAUUGAGAUGGUUAAACUAUCUGAGACCCAACAUUAAACAUGGAGAGUUCUCUGAUGAGGAGGAUAGGAUAAUCUGCACCUUGUUUUCUACCAUUGGAAGCAGAUGGUCAAUAAUAGCAGCUCAACUACCUGGAAGGACAGACAAUGAUAUCAAGAACUACUGGAACACCAAGCUCAAGAAGAAACUCAUCUCCAUGAUUCCUCCUCCUACUCCUUCAACCCACCACAAGAUUAGACCACCCACCAGUGCAUCUCUUUAUCAAACCUCAUCAUCGCUUGCUCCAUUAAUAUAUAAAGAUUGCACUUCAUUCACUAAUUACAUGAGUUCUACCCCAUCCAAUAAUAUCUUCUCAUCAGAUCUAUGGAAAUACCCAAUUACAACCUCUUCUUAUUCUUCUUCACUAUUUCAAUUCCAAGACGGUGGAUCAAUGAUGAGUAGAUAUUGUUAUCCAAGCAGCAGGAAGGAGAAUAUGCUCAUAUUUGGAACUAGUACUGAAGCAAGUUGCAGUUCCUCUGACUGUAGUUAUAAUGGAACCAAAGAGAUCAAACAAGAAGACUACUUGCCUACUUUGCAGUCAUGUUGUUAUAAUAACAUCUCAUCACCAACUGGGUUUGAAGAGGACAACAAGAAGUUCAUGCUCAUGAGCACUUAUCAUGACAAUGACAACAACAACAACAACAACAACAAUGGAUCAGGUCAAAAUGUGAACCAGCAGUACUGGACAGACAAGGCAGCUAAUGGGUUCUAUGGAGAGAGUGCAAAUCCGGUACUAUUGGACUAUGAUGCUGAAGAUGUUAACAACAUUAACAGCAGCAGCAGCAGCUUCAACUUCAUUGAAGAAAACAAGACAGUAGUAGAUGCAGAGAAGACCAUGUACUAUAAUUAUUACAACUGACUGACUCACACUCGGAAUGAAAGAUUUGAUGUUGGGGGGAAUGGUAAGGCGUUUGUUGAAGAUAUUCAGAUCAGACAGAGUUUUAUGGGGGUUUGUGUUUUCUUCUUCUCUUCUUCUGUGUUUUGACAGUACAUGGUAAAUUUAAAGCUUUCUUUCUUAUUUUUCGUGCAUUUAGUUUUGUUGUACGGGUAAUCCCCCCGCAAUCAGGGUUAGUGUUUAUGAAAACUAGAGAAGAACAAACGUCCUCUUCAUUCAGUAACGACAAUCUGAUGUCAUGAAUUUCAUUUGAACCAA
This is a messenger RNA of Tripterygium wilfordii, 1506 nucleotides long. Its product is annotated as transcription factor RAX2-like. The transcript has 3 exons. The coding region runs from base 154 to 1212 and encodes 352 amino acids. The record is from RefSeq and is a predicted model, not a curated record. Lineage: Eukaryota; Viridiplantae; Streptophyta; Magnoliopsida; Celastrales; Celastraceae.